AUGAAUUCGAAUUCAAAAACUCUUUCCAACUCUAUAAAGAAGGAUCUCUAUCUACAAGCAUGCAAAUUGAAAGAGAACCCCAUCGAUAGCGAAGCUGAAAUACAACUCAACGAAUUAAUUGACUCUCUGAAAACAUCCGAGAUCGUUCAAUAUGUUGAGCAACAAAGGGAAUGGUUACAAAAACUAUUUCAAGCAUGGAGACUUCAAACUACUAAGACAUAUGAUGUCUAUCGAGUGGCUAAUUUCAUUGAGACUAAGCGAAUCAAAUGGUUGAAAUUGCUAUUAAUAAAUUGGCAUGCAUAUAUUGAAUAGAUUCAAAUUAGAUAAGUUAUGCUUUUUAGAUGUUAGAGCAAAAGAGAGAAAAGAAUUAAAGGUACAUUAAUAAAAGCCUGGAAUCAAGUUGUUUCCAAUUUAUAACAGAAGUAAAUAUAAAAAUAUGAUGCAUAAUAAUUAUAUACUAAAAACACAAAAAAGACAUAUUUUCAUUUGUGGUGUAAGUUUAUUUAAAGAACAUAAAAUGACUUAGUUGCAUACCAAGAGUUGAUUCACAAAUAAAAAUUGAAAUUAUAUUAAAAAUACUUUGCCAUCAUGAGGUUCAAAUUGCAUUAAACAGAAAAUUACUUAGAGCAAUACGCAAUAAAUAAAUAGAAAUAAAGGUUAUUACAUAUUUUUUAAUUUUGGGCGUAGUAUGUCGACUAUAAAAUUAACCAUAAGCAGUAAGUUAAAGAAUUGAUCAAAAAGCGAAACCUAACACUUAUGCGUGAAAUACUUAGUUUCUUAAAUACUAAAGCAGAUAAAAAUAUGAUUUAUAGGAGAUAAAAAUAAUUGGCUUAAUUUGGGAGAUGGAAAAUGCUUAUGCAAAAAUCUUUCAAUACUUUACUCAAAUACAGGGUAAGAUAAUAAAGCAAACGAUAUUUGCAAGCAAUAAGAAAAGAUAAUCUAUAGAAUUUAGCCAUAUAGACUCUUAGAGAUACUAAGAAUUUAAUUUAAAAAUAUAAAGAUAUAGAAAAAAUUCUUAAUGAAAAGAAAGUGAAAUAAAUAUUUUUUUAAUUAUAAAAUUAUGCGCAAAAGCAAAAGUAUAAAAGAUACUCCUUAGAAUUUGCUGAAUUAUUUAGAUGUAAAUCAUUAUAGAAAUAGUUAUUUUCACUAUUAUAGUUAUAUCAUAAUUAUAAGAUUAAAAAAAGAGAUAUGAAUGAAAAAAUGAUGUAAGUGCAUUUAGUCAAAUUUUUCAAGACUAUUUUAAAGAAAUGGAAGCAAUAUAACAAAUUAAUUCAUCAUGAAAAGCUUAUCAAAUAAUAAAUUGAAUUUAGUAGCUAAUUUAGAAUAAAAAAACAUAUAUUUAAAAUAAUGUCUAAAGAUUAAUGA
Molecule: messenger RNA, 1365 nt
Organism: Paramecium octaurelia
Lineage: Eukaryota; Ciliophora; Oligohymenophorea; Peniculida; Parameciidae
Source: the annotation of a GenBank genome assembly